CUCCCGAGUCUCAAUAAAAAUCGUAGAAGAAGAAUUGUUGACGCUGUUUCCUGUUGCGUCUCUCGAUGCUCGGAAUUAUAUUUUCAGUCGCUCUUUGCUAAGAGUAAAGAAAGAUGUCGGGUGCCGGAGGAGGAAAGCGUCCCUCGGGAGGGGACAGUCCUCCUGGCCCACCUGAGAAGAAGAGCAAGAAAGAAGAGAAGACCACCACGACACUGAUUGAACCAAUACGAAUAGCUGGAGUCUCAUCGACGGAAGAAAUGGACAUGAAAGUGCUCCAGUUCAAGAACAAGAAGUUGUGUGAGCGCCUGGAACAGAGGCAGGCCAUGGAAGAUGAGUUACGAGAGAAAAUUGAGAAGCUGGAGAAGAGACAAGCAACAGAUGACACCACCCUCUUGAUUGUCAACCACUACUGGUCACAGCUGGAAGAGACCGUAAAGGUUUUGCGCAAAUGCAUCGAGCCAGAAGCACCCGCGUCAUCCACUUCUGCCACACCCUCGGCACCACUCCCCGACACCGUACCACAGGAGGACAGCGGUGUCAGUCUGGCUUUGCCGACCGCUGCAGCCCCUCCUCCUCCAUUACCAGAGGCCCAGAGUGAGGCUGAGCAAGCAGAACCACCACCACCGCCGAAGCAGGAGGAGCAGCAGGAAAACCAUCAGGAGGAGCAGCGCCCCCCUCCCCUCGCUGGGUCAGAUGAGUUGAUGACACCAGCAGAGCCGCCGCAGGAUUCAAAAACAGACACGUCCCCACCGCCCCCUCCCUUAAGUGAGAAUGCUAAGGGUCUUCUUGCCACGCUGGAGCAGAGCAGCGAGGAGGAACUGUCCUUACACCUCCAGGAUCGCAUGCAGUUCAGUAAAGAAGCCAUUGCCCAUUUGGUGCGUGUUUUCGACAGGCUGCACAGUCGCAUCGAUGACAUGUGCAGGGCGGUUCAGGCUGCAGUAUGUAAGGACGAUGGCCAGUCUGAUGUCACUCUGAAACACACACUGCUGGAAGAGAACAACCGACUGCGAGAUCUCGCCACCCUGCUACAGGGAAGACACCAYAAGAUGUCCAUGGAGUAUAAUGAGUUGGUGGACAAAGUGACCAGCGCAGAAACUAAGGUGUCUGAGAUGGAGACGACAGUGGAAGACCUUCAGUGGGACAUCGAGAAACUUCGCAACAGGGAGCAGAAGCUCAACAAACACCUGGCAGAAGCCAUGGAGCAGCUAAAAUCUGGAUACAGCAGCACUGGCAGCUCAGGUGGACUAUCUGGAGGUCAGAUAACACUGAACAUACAGAAGUUUGAAAGUCUCAACGCUGAGCUGGAGCACAACCAGGAGUUGGCCAAUAGCCGCAUGGCAGAGUUGGAGAAACUGCAGGUGGAGCUCCAGGAGGCUGUGAGGGAGAGUGAGAAGCUCAAGAUGGACCUGCGCAAUAUUCCAGAAGAAGUUGUGAAGGAAACCUCUGAGUACAAAUGUCUGCAGUCUCAGUUCUCUCUGCUGUACAAUGAAUCUCUUGGGGUUAAAACUCAGCUGGAUGAGGCUCGGGCUCUCCUGUUGACUGCGAAGAACGCUCAUCUUCGUCAGAUUGAGCACAUGGAGAGCGAUGAGCUGUCCCUUCAGAAGAAGCUGAGGACUGAUGUCAUCCAGUUGGAAGAUACUUUGGCUCAGGUGCGCAAAGAGUAUGAGAUGCUGCGCAUCGAGUUUGAGCAGAACCUGGCAGCCAAUGAGCAAGCAGGACCAAUCAACAGGGAGAUGCGGCACCUCAUCAGCAGCCUACAAAACCACAACCUGCAGUUGAAAGGUGAUGUGCAGCGCUACAAGAGGAAGCUGCGAGAAACACAGAUGGAGAUCAAUAAACUACGCUGCCARAGUGGAGACGCAGGGGUUUUGAUUCUAGAGGAGACGACGAGCGACAGCAUUGAUGUCAAAAAGGAGGAGGAUGAAGACCAGGAGGAGGAGGAGGAGAGGAGGAAGGAGCURGAGAGGCAGCGGGCCAGAGAGAGGGAGAGAGAGAGGGAGGCAGAGCGAGAACGUGAGAGGGAGCGAGAGAGGGAGAGGCAGCGUAGUGACGAGCUGAAGAGGAAGGACUCUGAUACGUUGAAGAUGCUCAGAGUGGAUCUCAAGAAAGCCCAGGAGUCCCAGAAAGAGAUGAAGCUCCUGUUGGACAUGUAUAAAUCUGCUCCAAAGGAGCAAAGAGACAAGGUGCAGCUAAUGGCAGCUGAGCGCAAAUCUAAGGCAGAGGUGGAUGACUUGAGGAUGCGUGUGCGAGAGCUGGAAGAGAGGGAGAGGAAGGAGAGCAAGAAGUUAGCCGACGAAGACGCCCUCAGGAAGAUUCGUGUAGCAGAAGAGAUGAUUGAGCAUCUGCAGAAGAARCUGGCUGCCACCAAGCAGGAGGAGGAGGCCCUGCUGAGUGAGAUGGAUGUCACGGGCCAGGCCUUUGAAGACAUGCAGGAGCAGAACAGCCGCCUGUUGCUGCAGCUACGGGAGAAGGACGACGCCAACUUCAAGCUGAUGAGCGAGCGGAUCAAAUCCAACCAGAUCUACAAGCUGCUGAAGGAGGAGAAGGAAGAGCUGGCUGACCAAGUUCUUACAUUCAAAACCCAGGUGGAUGCUCAGCUGCUGGUUGUGCAAAAGCUGGAGGAAAAGGAGGGAGUCCUGCAGAGCACACUGGCUGCUUUGGAAAAGGAGCUGGCUGUUCGAACACAGGCGCUAGAACUUAACAAGAGGAAGGCGGUGGAGGCUGCGCAGCUGGCAGAGGACCUGAAGGUGCAGCUGGAGCACACGCAGGCCAAGCUAAAGGAGAUCCAGKUCUCCGUGGCUGAAAACCGCACCGCUCGAGAGAGGGAGAGCAGCAACCUGAAACGAGCGCAGGAGGAUCUGUCCAGGCUGAGGCGGAAGCUGGAGAAGCAGAAGAAGGUUGAGGUGUAUUCUGAUGCUGACGAGAUCCUGCAGGAGGAGAUCAAUCAGUACAAGGCCAAGCUGCGCUGCCCCUGCUGCAACACGCGAGACAAGGAGACCGUUCUCACCAAGUGUUUCCACGUUUUCUGCUACGAGUGUCUGAAGAUGCGCUACGACACCCGACAGAGGAAAUGUCCCAAGUGCAACUGCGCCUUCGGAGCCAAUGACUUUCACCGCAUCUACAUCACCUAAGUCGCGCGGAAACCGGGUAGAAGUGUAGGAAGUUGAUGACAGAACCAAAGGAGAGGAACAAAUCCGAGAGGAGACGGCAAAAAAACAAAAAAAAAACAACACAAAACAAAAACUGAAGAUUCAGUCAUUUUGAGGGGGAUAUCAAAUGAACUCACCCCUGUUUUAUUCCCUUUUUGAAGACUUGUUUUAUCACAUUGUUGUUGUUCGGUGACCAAACAUAGUGAUAUAUGUGACUUGAGUGUUGCGAUGUAGUUAAUAAACACAGACGCUUCUGCACUCAUUGAUAUUCUUA
Austrofundulus limnaeus is the source of this 3423-nucleotide messenger RNA. It is a transcript of the gene rnf40, whose product is annotated as ring finger protein 40. The transcript has 20 exons. Gene Ontology annotation, molecular function: ubiquitin protein ligase activity; metal ion binding. Bases 114 to 3131 code for a protein of 1005 amino acids. Gene Ontology annotation, cellular component: nucleus; HULC complex. NCBI's taxonomy places the organism in Eukaryota, Metazoa, Chordata, Actinopteri, Cyprinodontiformes, Rivulidae. The record is from RefSeq and is a predicted model, not a curated record.